AUGACGAGACUUAAACAAUUAACAUUACAAAGCUACAAAAGGAAUCAUAAUGCAGUAACUAUGUGGAUAGGACCCAUAUUUUUCGUUGUAUUAUCUGAUGCAGAUCAAGCAACAGUAGUAUUAAAGUCAACACAACAUAAAAAUUUUCUUUAUAAGUAUGCGCAGUAUGUCAUCGGCAAAGGAUCAGUGUUCGCGCCAGUUGAUAUUUGGCAAAGAAGGCGCAAAAUUAUAGCGCCAACAUUCACGACAAGAUUGGUCACUAAAUUUGUUCCUGUUUUUGAGGCCCAAAAUAAGACUUUAGUGGAAAAACUUAAGUCCAAAGUUGGAAAAGGGAACUUCUCAUGCUGGGAUUACAUUACCAGCUAUUCAUUGGAUUCUGUCUGUGAGACCGUGUUUGGCUUGAACCUGGAGUUGCAGCAUCAGCCGGAUCAUCCAUUCUUCAAAUCUUUCGUAAAAAUCUUUGAAAAUGUUGCUGCUCGUUUAUUGCAACCUUGGUUACAAAGUGACGCAAUUUACAAAUUGAUGCCGGUAUAUGCCAGACAAGAGCACAUGAAGAAAAUAAUUCACGAAUUUAUAGACGACUUGUCCUCAGAUGCUUUUGCUGGUCGGAAGCGCCCACGCGUGGGCUUAGGCAUUUUCGACUCUGGCUCUGAUACUGAGACAGAGGGACGAGUUACGGCGAAGUGUAAUAGUGCACGUCGCGGGAAGCCCACUUCGAAGGGACGCGGAACUGCCCUAACUCGAGCUAAAGCUGAGCGUAAGAUAAAAGCCGCCGAAGCCAGGGAGGAGGCGUUCAAGCGCUCCUUAAGAAGUCAGGCUUUACGUAAAAAUGCGCCCGAAGUCGUGCUGGACUCUGACGAGUCCUCUUCCUUGGAUGUCCGUACAGAGGAUCCCAUAAAAUUGGGUGCCGAGGAGCUGCGUGCGGAGGCUAGCCGCAACGCAUCGCUCAUUUUGGAGGUGGCCCAAAAGUCGGGCAAUUUGAAGAGUGGCUUCAUUAAUAAGCUUAAAGAUUCGGCGGCUUCGCUUCAGAGUAUGGUCGACGCUCUGGCGUCAAGGACUGAAGCGGAGGAGACCCUUAGGCUCCGUGCGGAUAAUAGUCGCCUCCGAAAGGAAAUUGACGACUUAAAGACCGAGCUUAAAGCGCAUCGCCCAGUACAUACGAGUAACAAGCGCAAUUUUAAGACAUUCUUAGAAUUAAUUAUUGAGAAUUCUAAGAAUUCAGAUACAGCAUAUACACUCGAAGAACUACGGGAAGAAACACUUGUACUUCUGUUGGCCGGUACUGAUACCUCAGCUGUUGGGAUUUGCACCACAAUUUUAAUGUUGUCACAACAUACUGAUCUACAAGAAAGAGUUUACAAAGAAAUACAAGAAGUGAUUGGUGAUUCAGAUAAGCCUCUACAAUUAGAAGAUUUAGACAAAUUAAAGUAUCUGAAAGCCGUUAUAAAUGAAACAUUAAGACUUUAUCCACCAGUUCCUUUUAUUCUUCGAUAUUGUAAAGAUGAUAUAAAACUUCCUUCUGGUUUAAAUUUACCCGAAGGUAGUAAUGUAAUCAUUAGUAUCUGGGGAAUACAUCGUAAUCCUGAGCACUGGGGUGAAGAUGCGAAUGACUUCAAUCCAGAUCGCUUUAUGUCUGGAAAAAUACCAAAUGCAUUUAUGCCAUUCAGUAUUGGCCCACGAAACUGUACUGGUCUUAAAUUUGCGAUGCUAUCGAUAACAACUAGUUUGGUGGCACUUCUGCGACAAUACCGUUUCAAUCCUGCUACAAAUUUCAAAUACGACAAAAACAAUCCACUUCGAUUUUCCUUUGAUAUUAUGAUGAAACAUGUGGAUGGUUUUACAGUUCAAGUAGAAAAUCGCAAUAAAAUGUAA
This is a messenger RNA of Nymphalis io (European peacock), 1872 nucleotides long. RefSeq names its product cytochrome P450 4C1-like. Gene Ontology annotation, molecular function: heme binding; oxidoreductase activity, acting on paired donors, with incorporation or reduction of molecular oxygen; iron ion binding. The transcript has 9 exons. The coding region runs from base 1 to 1872 and encodes 623 amino acids. The record is from RefSeq and is a predicted model, not a curated record. Lineage: Eukaryota; Metazoa; Arthropoda; Insecta; Lepidoptera; Nymphalidae.